AGAGAUACACGUGGCCACACACAGCUGUCGUCUGAAACACUAUUUGCGAUUGCAAUAAAAUAUGCAACUGCAAAUGCGGCUGAUAAAAGCGACUGUCUCAUUAGCAGAAUUUGUGACAUGAACUUGAUAGUUCUGCGUCUCUAGCAGUGAAUGGAAGAUCAACGGCCAUUAAUCAACCUAUCACACACGUGGAGGCUAGAUGGUUGGACUGUAUAUAACUGUUCCCCUCUCAGACCUGUGUCAUUCCCACCUUCUACCAGCCCGCUGCCUUCAACAGCCUGCUGCUCUCAACCGUCACCUCACCUUCACUAAACUUCAACAUGAGGUACAAAUUCGUGCUGCUGGGUCUUUUGGCCUUCGUAUGUGCCACUUCAGGCUACGUUCUGAAGGACCAUUACGACGCACUUGGCGACACCGACGACCGUCCAGAACGGGUCGUCUUUGAAGACGACGAUGGGGACAGGGCCGAACAGAGCGAUGUUGCUGACAUUGAAUUAAGGAGAAACAGCCGCCAGAAGCACGGACGCGGCCACGGUCACCACGGUCACCAGGGCCACAACGGUCACCACGGACAUGGCCGCCACAGCCACGAACAUCAUCAUAGACGCACAACGAGGAGGAGGAGAACUACAACCACCACGCCAACCACUACUAGCACAACUACCACCACCACGACUACCACUACCCCAACUACCGUCACCACUACGCCAACUACCGUCACCACUACCCCAACUACCGUCACUACUACCCCAACUACCGUCACCACUACCCCAACUACCGUCACCACUACCCCAACUACCGUCACCACUACCCCAACUACCGUCACCACUACCCCAACUACCGUCACCACUACCCCAACUACCGUCACCACUACCCCAACUACCGUCACCACUACCCCAACCACCAUCACCACUGGCUCGGGGUAGUGCCACAGAGAAAUUAACAACAAAAAUUCCGUGUCAGUGUAGCUAACAAAUGGAAUGCACUAGGCAGUGAUGUGGUGGAGGCUGAUUCCAUACACAGUUUCAAAUGUAGAUAUGAUAGAGCCCAGUAGGCUCAGGAAUCUGUA
This is a messenger RNA of Procambarus clarkii (red swamp crayfish), 1069 nucleotides long. RefSeq names its product myotubularin-related protein DDB_G0290005. Lineage: Eukaryota; Metazoa; Arthropoda; Malacostraca; Decapoda; Cambaridae. The record is from RefSeq and is a predicted model, not a curated record.